Molecule: messenger RNA, 1108 nt
Organism: Fopius arisanus
Lineage: Eukaryota; Metazoa; Arthropoda; Insecta; Hymenoptera; Braconidae
Product: thioredoxin domain-containing protein 9
Exons: 3
Coding region: 330-989 (219 amino acids)
Biological process (GO): microtubule cytoskeleton organization
Cellular component (GO): cytoplasm
Source: RefSeq, a predicted model, not a curated record
CAUGUACUAGAAGACGAGUUUUCAGUAAGACCUCAUUUGGAUAUUUCUGGGAAUUUUUCGUGAUAAUUUGUGGUUUAUUCAGAUUUUCUGGGCUGAAAUUGAGUCAUUGCAAUAAUUUUUGGUCAGGGCAACGGCUUGGGGUAGUUUGGAGUAUUUUUUUUUGAUAAUUCAUUGAGAUUGGGGGGUUCUUCAGGUCUUUGUGACUCAUUGAAAUCGUUAAUUCCUAAUAAGGAGCGUCGACGGAGCCUGCUUAUUGCAUCAAGGAACUUUCGGAGUGAAUUCAGAGAAAAGCGACUGAAAUUUUGGGAUUUGAGACUUUGAAGUUUGAAAUGGAAGGAAUUAUUCAGCAUAAAAUCUUGGAGGUGGCGAAACAGGUGGAGCGUCAAUUAGAUGGAGAGAUUGAAGCUCUGGAGAACCUGGAUAUUGAUGAUAUUGAAAAGCUGAGGGAAAAGAGGUUACAGGAGAUGAAGAAAGUACAUCAGCAGAAACAGGCGUGGUUGGCUGCUGGACACGGAGAGUACUCUGAAAUUCCUGAUGAGAAGGACUUCUUUGAUAUUUCGAAAAAAUCAAAGAAUAUUGUCUGUUUAUUUUACAAGGAUGGAUCUCCAAGAUGUAAAAUUGCAGAUCAUCACCUACAGAUCCUUGCUAAAAAACAUGUGGAGGCGAGGUUUUGUAAAUUGAAUGUCGAGAGGUGUCCAUUUUUGACAGAGCGUUUGAGGAUCAAAAUAAUUCCCACAAUAGCCCUCAUCUCAGACAGCAAGACAAAAGACUACAUCGUAGGCUUCACGGACCUCGGAAAUUGCGAUGAUUUUUCCACAGAGAUGAUGGAGUGGAGAAUAGCCCAGUCUGGUGCAAUAUCAUACACUGGUGACCUGUUGAAUCCACCAGAAAAGGGAAAGAAGCCGUCUAAUCUACUCUUUGGAAACAAGAAAUCAAAAACAAUUCGAGGCAGAACUAAUUCUGACGACAGUGGUUCUGAUAACGAAUAAUUCAUUCUCAUUCGAUCGAAUUUUCCUAGUUAUUCUCAUACCUUUUUGUAUUAUUAUUUUUUUUUACAUCACGCACACUGAUAAAUGAUAAAUUACUGAUCGAACACAAUAAACAUUUA